Messenger RNA from Neogale vison (American mink), 2134 nucleotides. It is a transcript of the gene CAMK1D, whose product is annotated as calcium/calmodulin dependent protein kinase ID. Gene Ontology annotation, biological process: peptidyl-serine phosphorylation. The coding region runs from base 358 to 1515 and encodes 385 amino acids. The record is from RefSeq and is a predicted model, not a curated record. Gene Ontology annotation, molecular function: calcium/calmodulin-dependent protein kinase activity; ATP binding; calmodulin binding. The transcript has 11 exons. Lineage: Eukaryota; Metazoa; Chordata; Mammalia; Carnivora; Mustelidae. Gene Ontology annotation, cellular component: intracellular anatomical structure.
CAAGAAAGUAGCAAAAGUGAGGCUGGCAGCCGGCGGCAAAGGAGCGGGUCGAGCGGCGGCGGCGGCGGCAGGAAGUCUGUGCCCGAGACGAGCAGAAAUUAGAGCCAGGGAGGGACCGCGGCGGCGGCGAGAGUGAAAGAGGAAACUGCAGAAGAGGAAGCUCUGCCGCAGCACAAAGUCUCCUCCGGCUCCCGCGCCUAGCAUCCCCGCGCGCCCGCCCCAGCCCUCCCGGACCGGCUCGCCGCCGCUGCCUGCGCCCCUGUCGCCGGGCGCCCCCUCCUCAGCGCGCCCACCCCGGCCCCACGCGCCCCGGCCGCGCCGCCUCGCCGCCCUCCGCACACGUCGCCCUCGUCUGCCAUGGCCCGGGAGAACGGCGAGAGCAGCUCCUCCUGGAAAAAGCAAGCUGAAGACAUAAAGAAGAUUUUCGAGUUCAAGGAGACCCUCGGAACCGGGGCAUUUUCUGAAGUGGUCUUAGCUGAAGAGAAGGCCAGUGGCAGACUCUUUGCGGUGAAGUGCAUCCCCAAGAAGGCGCUGAAGGGCAAGGAAAGCAGCAUAGAGAACGAGAUCGCUGUUCUGAGAAAGAUUAAGCAUGAAAACAUUGUCGCCCUGGAGGACAUUUACGAAAGCCCCAAUCACUUGUACUUGGUCAUGCAGCUUGUAUCCGGUGGAGAGCUGUUUGAUCGGAUAGUGGAGAAAGGAUUUUACACAGAGAAGGAUGCCAGCACUCUGAUCCGCCAGGUGUUGGAUGCUGUCUACUAUCUCCAUAGAAUGGGCAUUGUCCACAGGGACCUCAAGCCUGAAAAUCUGUUGUACUACAGUCAAGAUGAGGAAUCCAAAAUAAUGAUCAGUGACUUCGGGUUGUCAAAAAUGGAGGGCAAAGGAGAUGUGAUGUCCACAGCCUGUGGGACCCCGGGCUACGUUGCUCCCGAGGUCCUGGCCCAGAAACCAUACAGCAAGGCUGUUGACUGCUGGUCCAUCGGAGUGAUUGCCUAUAUUUUGCUCUGUGGCUACCCUCCUUUUUAUGAUGAAAAUGAUUCCAAGCUCUUCGAACAGAUCCUCAAGGCAGAAUAUGAGUUCGACUCCCCCUACUGGGAUGACAUCUCCGACUCUGCAAAAGACUUCAUCCGGAACCUGAUGGAGAAAGAUCCAAAUAAAAGAUACACUUGUGAGCAAGCCGCUCGGCACCCAUGGAUCGCUGGGGACACAGCCCUCAACAAAAACAUCCAUGAGUCUGUCAGUGCCCAGAUCCGGAAGAACUUCGCAAAAAGCAAAUGGAGACAAGCAUUCAAUGCCACGGCCGUCGUGAGGCAUAUGAGGAAGCUUCAUCUUGGCAGCAGCCUGGACAGUUCAAACGCAGGUGUUUCCAGCAGCCUCAGCUUGGCCAGCCAAAAAGAUUGUCUGGCACCGUCCACACUCUGUAGUCUCGUUUCUUCUUCAUCGGGGGUCCCUGGAGUGGGGGCGGAGCGGAGACCGAGGCCCACCACUGUGACCACAGUGCACUCCGGAAGCAAGUGACUGGCUCUGGAGGCGGGGCCCUGGGGGGCGGGGCCAGAGAAGGGGGCCUCUGGCGCCCCCAGCCCCUCCAGAGCGAUCCCACCUUGCAUGGUGCGCCUUCCUGCACAGGACUGGAAGACAGAAGUUUUUUAUGGCCAUAUUUUAUACUGCAAUUCUGAAGCGUUCAUUUCUCACAAACUGUACUGACUCAAAGGGAGCUGACGUCACAGGAUCUGGUGCUGUACAUAAGAAUCUUGCAGAAGCUCUGACGAAACGGACCUCCCGCGUCCUCUCCCCCAAGCCCCGUCGUUUCCGCUUUUCUCGGUAUGGGUAACCGUCUCUGUUGUAUUUUUUUCUUUCAUGACCAAAAAAAAAAAAGGAAAAAAAAAAAAAGGUUUCAACUGGAUUAUUUAAGUAUCGGUAAAUAUUGCACAUUUAGGGUUUUAUUUUUUACCUUUUAUGAAAUGCUCCCUUCUGAUCUAUACUUCUGAGUCCCAGGACCUGUAUCUUUUGCUUGUCCGUGGUAGAGUUUUAUGUUAACCUUCAAGAGAUGUUUUUUGUUGUUUCCCCCACCCCCUCCAAGGGGAAUGUAAAGGUCUUUUUUAAAAUUCUAGUAAGAGGAUCAAGAAUCUCUCUCCAA